GCGGUGCUCCGGCCGCCGCCGCCCCGAGCGGCGCUGCGGGCUGUGGCGCAGCGGGGCUCGGCCGGGAGCAGCGCCUGCGCGCCCGUCCCGCCCGCCCCGGGACCGGCCGCGGCAGCCCGGCGGGGAGGAGGGAGCGCUCCGAGCGGGGGAGGCGCACGGCGUUUCCCUUUCUCUUUCGCCGGGCGCCCGCCCGAGGCCGCGGGGCUGCGCCAGGUAGGAAAAUGACUCGCCCGGCACAGAAGCUGGAGUUAUGAGCCAUGUCUCAGUGAGACCUGCGGAAUUAAGAUCAAAUGCCUGGAGAAGUCCAGCUGCACAGAGCAGCGCCGCAGGUCUUGUGAACUGUGGACAUCAGCGCCUCUCAGACUUGCUUAUCUGGCCCCAAGCAUUCUGCCAGCGUUUCCUGAUCCACGAAUGGCUACUCAGAGGAAGCACUUGGUGAAAGAUUUUAAUCCUCAUAUCACCUGCUAUAUCUGUAAAGGCUAUCUCAUCAAGCCAACUACAGUAACGGAGUGCCUCCAUACCUUUUGUAAGACUUGUAUUGUUCAACACUUUGAAGACAGCAAUGACUGUCCCAGAUGUGGCAACCAAGUGCAUGAGACCAAUCCACUAGAAAUGUUAAGGCUGGAUAACACCUUAGAGGAAAUUAUAUUUAAGUUGGUGCCUGGACUUCGAGAACAGGAACUGCAGCGAGAGAUUGAAUUUUGGAAGAAAAACAAACCUCAAGAAAAUGGACAAGAUGAAAGUCCAAAAGCUGAUAAACCCAAAGUAGAUGAGGAGUGUGAUGAAAAUGAAGAAGAUAAAGACUAUCACAGGAGUGACCCACAGAUUGCAAUCUGCCUCGACUGUUUGCGCAACAACGGGCAGUCCGGAGAUAAUGUUGUCAAAGGCUUAAUGAAGAAAUUUAUUCGCUGUUCUACUCGAGUGACCGUGGGAACUAUCAAAAAGUUUCUCAGCUUAAAGUUAAAACUUCCAAGUUCCUAUGAGCUGGAUGUACUAUGCAACGGAGAAAUCAUGGGGAAGGAUCACACUAUGGAAUUCAUCUAUAUGACGAGAUGGAGGCUAAGAGGCGAAAACUUUCGGUGUCAGAACUGCUCAUCUUCGCAAGUCUGCUCACAGGAUGGCACUUUCUAUCAGUCUUACCCUAUGGUACUUCAGUAUCGACCUAGAAUUGACUUCGGUUAGACCAAAGGGCCAGAUCCCACUGAGAUGAAUCCUGCACUAUUUGUUUACCCAUCGACAGAUUGCACAAUGAAUGGAUGUGCCUGGAUUGGGGGGACACAGCCAGAAUUUCAGCAUGCAAAUAAGGACAUUGUCUUUCUUAAAAUUGUCAGUUGCAUCUCUGUUGUUUCUAUUAGAGCAAGCCAAGUGCCAUUCUGCUACUGAAAUGUGCAUAAGAUAUUUGUGUAUCUUAAGAGUGUGCUGCAAAUCAUAGCCAAAAUCAUGAAGUGUACAGUCAAGACUCAAAACCUAUGGAAUAUUUUUGCUUGCGUGUUAGAAAAUUUUUCUGGUCCUAAUAUUGAUUACACUAGCAAAAUGGCAGAGUGCUCAUUCAUGUGGUGUUGCAGUUUCACACACUUACUACUUUACUGAAUAUUGUUGUUUAAAUCAUAGAGUACUGUAAAAAUAACUAAGGAUUAUACCUUGACGAUAUUUUGUAUAGAAAAUAUAUUUAGAAAAGUGGUGAUUAGGCCACUACCUUUUCCUUGAUAAGGUUCUCAUGGGUCCAGGUAUAGCUCACUCAUGAGUGUGCAACAGUCCUUUUGCAGUGAAUGAAGAUUAAUUACACUGAACAAGAGAUGUAGAACAUGAUAAUUCAAAAUAGUAAUUUUAAACCUUAAAAUUGCUAAUAUUGCUUGAAAGCAUUGUAGCCUUUGUGAUUGCACUUUCCGUGGUUUCCCUGAAGUUUGGGAAUUUGGGAUACUAGCUAUUUUUGGAAAAAUGUCUUCUGGUCAGAUUACAUUUCUUCUAAUUAAGCCUCCAUAAAAUGAAGGUAAAAUAAUUCAAAUGUCUAUGGAACAACUAAAUUCUGCUACAAAAUUAUGACCAAGGGAAAAUUUUUCAUAAUUAUUACUUUUCAUAAUAAAUAUUUCCUUUUAAGAUUGAAUAGAGGUCUAUAAUAUACUAAGACAAAAAAAUACAUAGCUUUAAUUACAUACUGUAUCUCUUGUGACUGUCUGGAGUUUAGAAUUCAUUACAGAAAUUUUUCAUUAGUUAAAAUCACAUCAUAAAACUAUUUCCAUAAAAUUAGAGGUAAUGCAAUACUGAAGAUUAGCAGUCUGAACAAAAUAAUUCUUCAGGUCAUCUUUUUUCCUAAGACCUGGUUGUGCUGGAUAAAAAUUGAUUGUUGCCUUAGGUAUUAGGAGCAUAAUGGUUCUAGUAUGGGAUGUUCCUUGGGGUUUUUGAUAAUGUUGCAGGGAGCAUAGCAGUGUGUAUGUUUUCUGUCUUCCGUUGUCUUUGCUUAAAAGUCAGUUGAGUUUUUCUGAUCAGAUUCUCUGGAGAUACUUACAGUUCAGUCAUGUUAUGUAACUUCUGCUUAGUACAUGCCUGCUAGUGUUGUAGAUAGCUAUUUACUUUCUUUAUGCCUUUUGCAUACAGCAGAAAGGAACCAAAUCAAUUUUUCACAAACUACUGCAGAGUGCACUGAUCAUUCUUAGAUAGACAAAGUGAAAAAUCUUUCUUGGGAUCAAAUACAAAAGAUAGAUGUAAGGCUGUAAUUCCUUUGUAAGUAUGUUCAUGUACAGUAGUAUGUUCUGUAGGAGAAAUAACUAUGUUGUGGAUUAGGUCUGGCCCCUUUAAUGUUGUUAAGCAUUCUAACAUAGGUGACCCGAGGAAUCCCAUGAAGUUGGGUUGAAUCCUACCACUGCACUCCAAAGCCCAUAUGACGUGCAGAAAUCAAGAUGCUGUCAAUAGCAGUCUGUUAAGGAACCUUGCCAUUACAGGUCAAGGUUGCACAUAUUGUGGAAUGCCAGUGGAACUGGGGAAGGAAAAUGUCUAGGAAGAAGCUGCUGUCCCUUUCUGCAGUGUGCUGGCCAGCACAGCCACUGCUUUGCCCAGAAACAGGCAGGGGGGACGUGCUGGCUGCAGGGAGCAGACAUCCUACUGCCCACCCAGUCUGUGAUGCACUACUUGACAGAAAGAAGAUGCUCCUUGUAGGGAGGGCCCUUCUCUGCAGAGUCUCUAGGGGAAAAUAGAUUCUUCUUGUAUACAGAAGUGCACCUCAUGGAGCAGCUUGGAAGAGCAGAGCAUGCUUUCUGAUUGAAAAUCAUUCUUCUCUUUAGUAUAUACAGUUGUUUUGUACAGUAGAAAUAGGAUAUUAUUUGUAAAUAUUUACAUGCACAUACCAAUUACACCUUACAAUUUUUAUAUAUUUCAUGUGUUUUUAUACCAGAAUUUUCACUGUAAAUUUGCUUGACAUAAAACACCUGUUUCAGUUUAUCACAAAACUAAUGCUAGGAUGCUUAAGCAUAAUUUCUGCUUGGUUCACAGCACAAUUUUUUUCUCAACAAUUGUGUUUGCUGUUUUGAAAAAAUUGAACAGACUUGUUUUAAAAAGACAGGAAGUUACAAGUUUUAAUCCAUCUACCUAACAGGACCCUUGGAAUAGCACUAUUUUGCCAUGGCUUUGGAAUGGCCAAUAGAAGCUUGGCCACUAAUGGAAGCUUUUUUUUGACUGUUUGAUAACUUGCUGUAGUCAUAAUUCAGAGAACCAUGAAUUUUCUCAAUCGGAGAUGGACAUUGGUUUUGAUUCCUGGUAUUUUCUUGAUGCAAGUUAAAGCUAGAUUUCAGAAGGCAAAUCUUCAUUUUAAGCAUGGAAAAUACUGACAGAACGUUCCCAGCUGCGAAUGGCGGCAUUAAAUGCAUAUGAACUACCCACCUACACUUUCUGCAUUUCUGGUUUGAUGGCAUGGUGCCUGAGUGCUGCUAUAGUUUAAUCGUUUUUGUAAAAGUAAAGUGCCAGUGAAAUACAUAUCUUAACUGGGCAGCUUGUGCAACACAGGCACUGCCUUCUUUACAGGAAAUUUUCACUCAGAUAGUACAUAUGUGCCAUGUCUCUGCAGAUACACAGAUUUAAUUCAUUUGUGCCAAUUAAGAGUAUCUGAGCACCAUAGGAAUAUGAGAAUGCGUGUGCAGAUUCCUGUGUGCCAAAGAUGGGGUAAAGUGAAAUGAGUACCUAGGCUUUCCCUUCAGACUGCACCAUAUGCCAUGCUAGAACUGAUGCCUGGAUAAAGUCACACUUUCUGAGCAUUUCCAUGACAAGGUGUCACCGCUGCAUCCUUGUAAAACAUAGGAAUAUAAAAUAAGUGUUGCUGCCACUGUGUUUCUAUGACUUUUCCAUAUUAGCAGCAUCUAACUGCAGAGGGACCUAAAAAAUUCUGUACUACUACCUAACCUUGCUGUCCCUUAUUUAGCACACUUGGUGCUGCUUGGAUUUUUUCCCCUAGAAGUGAAAAACUCAUUUAUGAAAAUCAUAAACAACUUUUUCUUUUAACAUAGCUGGUUGCUGCAUUUAUCUAGUAACAAGCUGUCAGCUAGAAUUUAGAAACAAGAUCCUAUAGUAUAUCAAACAAUAUGGAAUUAUGAUGAUUAAUCAAGAAAUGUAUCUUUCAUGAUGCAUUACUACACUCCUGGUAGCUAAGGGCCUAGUCCUAUGAAGGAGUUUUUUCAUGAAAUACCAAAUAAGAUUGCUACAAUAACUGAAGUGACUCAUCACCAUAGCUGGUAUUGUUCACAUGAAAGCUUUGGGGAUUUGGGUCCUAGGAGUCUGCAGUUCAAGAAGUAUAUUGUGCAUACUCAGCUAGCUUGCAGUUAUGCAAAAAAAAGUUACACAAGUAUUAUCUUGACUUUACUGAAAAUGUUACACAAAGUGAAGUGCCUGAUUACUAAUAGAGAAUACCUUUUAAGCCCAUUAUUUUCAUUUGACAGGGUAAUAUUUGCUUCUGAAUUUUAUCUAUGGUCUUAAUAUUUUCAGCAAGAAUAUAUCUUAAGCAUACUGUAUUGAGAAGCUUUCAUGGGAAAAAAGGAUAAAAAGAAAUGUGUUCUUUUAGAUAGCUUAAAUUAAAACCAGCCUAUCUCAGUAGAAAUUAUAUUAAAAUAAGUACUUCUUUGUUGAAAAUAUUCCAUUUUCUGCGUGAGGAACUCUGUAAUUCUGGAUCUUGGUCUUUUUGUCUCCAUAGCUUUCAGCAUCUUGACUUGACUUUUCUGCUCUUAUCACAAACAGUUCUAGUGUAUCUGCAGGAGAAAAGAGACUCAUCCCAUUCCAUUUAGAUAUAAGCUAGGCUCUUACUGCAGACAAAAUAAUGGUCCAGAGGUCCAUCUCAUCUCUCCCAUGAAUAACUGGUGUACAUGACUUAGUGAGAGAAGUAAACAAUUUUUUCUUCUCUGCUGUUUAAAAAAAAAUAGACCAUGGCUUAGUCCUUUAAUUGAACCAAUCACUGAGUUAAUGUUGUGGGUUUUUUACAUUUUCAUAUAACUGCAGACAAGAGGUAUUUAUUCACUCUCAUCAUUCUUGAGAGGACUUGCAAAAAAAGUCAUAGCAUCAGCUCAGCCCGAUCCUAUGUCUGGUAGAACUACUAGAGAACAGGUCUCAAAAUAAACAGAUUGAGCCUUGUGUAUAGAGGGGCUACAUAAAAGACUGGUUAAUAGCAUUCACUGAUCAAACUCAUUUUUGUCCUGGAAAAGUGCAGAGGCGAUUAAGACUUACAUCCUUAUCCAAGAGUUUGGUCCAGUUACUUCACUUAAUGUGGCAGAUUGAAGGCAUCUCUUUGCUUCCUACAAAAACGCAUACAUCAUGCUGCAUAUUCCCUUCUCAUUUUACUUCAUGCUUUGUUGACUUAUUUUUCCCAGUUAAAAUGUCUAAACAGGCACCUUCUCUCCAGUAAUUAAUUCUAGGUUCUUACACAUCUUUUGGCCAUUCCCAUACUGCAUCCCAUUUCCUAUCCAAAAGUCAAAAUGUUAAGGACUUAUAAAGGUGAAAUUGCACAUGAAGUGUCAGCUCACAGGUUGCAUUUAUCAGGCAGCUCUCAUGGAUUUCAGCAAAGUUUUCACAGCUCUGCAUUUUCAAUCCUUCACAGUCAAUUUGAGCAAGGUCAUGCUUCUAUACAGGUUUCAGCUAAAAACAUUUCUUUGAGGGGGGAUUGUAGCCUGCUGGAGUGUGCUCCAGGAUGAGUUCCAAAACAUGAGGGGAUUGAUUCACCUGAAGGAAAUGUGAAAACUUCCAGCUGCACAUUUACCUAUAAUUUUGUCACAUAGGGGUUGCGAGACCUUCAGACCUCAGCUGAAACAUCCCUUGCUGGAAUGCCCUUCAAAAGAUGAUCUUGCAAUAUUUAAUUUUUAUUUUUUCAUAAGGAGAUCUACCUAUUGAUCUUCUUUUCUACCUUCUGUCUGCACUGUCUGUAGGUCAGAUUAAAACCUUAGGUUCCAGAAUAGGAAAUUAAUUAAUUCAUGAAUUCCCAACAGUUCCUUCCAUCCAAGGUAUGUGCCAUAAAUCUUUUGCAUUCAGGUACCCUUUUUAACUUAGGUCUCUGUGAUCCUGGAGUGGGGCAGUGAAGCAGAGGAGCUCUCUACAUAGGUAGAGAUGGCCAGGCUAUCUUUUGUAUUUGCAGAAGGAGACAAAGUUUGCUAAGCUCAGGAUGGAGGAGAAAUUCUAGAAUGAGAGAUGUCUGUAGAGCAGUAGUUUUUGCUGUUACAUUAAUUUUAACCAAAGAUAGGCAUUGGUUUGACUUUGCUUGCUUUUCUGAACCAUUAGGUCCUCUUCUUUGAAGUAACUUCUACAUGUAUUUUUAGGACAUGCUUCUAACAUGGCUGACAGUUGACAGGAUGAGGUGAACAGAAGUAGCAACUGUGCAUUUUCCUUAUGACAGUCAAUGUAAAGCAGAGUUGAGAGAAGGUUACUCUACAAUAUACAGAAUGGCUGCACAGUAAAAUGGUUUUGCUGCUAGUUAACAUACUGAGGGGUUUAUUACAAAUGAAAUUGUAAUGAAGAUGGUUAUUGUCCAAGUGCAAGGCACAUAUUUUAUAAUGGUAUUCUACUCUUAAAAUUCAGUUUUGUAUUAUAUUGAGUAUGGUAGAUAUUGUUCCUGUUGUCUCCUGAAUUUUGUUGUGGUAAAAUGAAACAUGCUCCAUUUUUUACUGAAAAAAUAUCACACACCUAUUGAUUUAAAAUUAGUCUUCGUUGUUGGAUACUUAGUUUGUUCUUAAAGACUAGGGUUUUUUAAAAAUAAACUAUUUUUAUGGAUAAUCUGAUUGCCUGAUAGUUUUAAGGGACCUAUUUAAUACCAAAGGUAAUGCCGCCCAGAAAUGAACCUGGAAAAUGACAUUGACACUUUCCUGGAGUGCCUGAAGGGUCAAGAGGUACCUGGAGUCAAUCAAGCAGAACUGAACCAGUGGUAGUUGUCUGUGUCACCAAGCUAAAGGGUUAGGCACACCUAGCAGUUUCCAAAACAAAUUAGAAAAGGAAAGAAACAACAGGAACAGCGUUAAGGUUUAGUCAACAGACAUAGAGUAGCUCUGAGUCCUAGCUCGUGUUCCUGAAGAAAAGCACGUUGGCUUGCAUUUACUGAUGUGUCUGCUAUACCUGGCCUGUGAACUAACAAAAAACUCAGUGUGCUGUCAGUUCUGUAAACCUUCCAAAGCACAAAAUAGUCACCAAGCUACUUUUGGGGUUUCUAGUCAUAGUUCCGUGAUAUUUUGGAGGGUGGAAAGGACAGAUUUGGAGGAUAAUGAGAAGAUAUUAAGUAUGUUUUACAGAUUUUUAUAGCUAUUUUUUUAGCAAAUGGCAUUGCUGUUCUUGAUGUGAGACCAUUGAUUAGUAAGAAGUGAUUAUUUUACUUGUGAAGUAUAAAACAGAGAAAAUAAAAAAAUCCAAAUUAUCUUGAUUUCCCUUUCCAGGAUAGUGGCUAACUAAACUAUAUAUAAUUUAUAUUAUAUAUAGUCAAUAUAAUUAUUUAGCUGGCUGAAAGAUUUCAUCCUAAUACUGAUCAUAUUUUUUUCUCAAAUAGAAGCUUCUUAGCACAAACAUGAAGCAAUGCAUCAUUUUUCCCUUAUUGCAGACUUAACUAUUGAAAGGAAAGUAUUUUGCAUUUUUUUAAAAUUAAUGCAAAGCCUGAAUUGUUGGAUGUUCCAGGCUACUGAAUAGAUGAUCUAGAGUUACUCUCAAUGGAUUUUUUGGGGGUGGGGGCCUAAGUGUCCUUAUAUAAGCUGUGAUCCAAGUUAAAAGAAAGGAGCCUAUGGUGAGCAGUAAUAAUGUUCUAAUGCUUCCUUGCAUUUGAUCAGUAGUUACCAGUUUUUAAUAAAGCAGCCCUCACAGUACUUAGGAGCUCAUAGAACAUAUUGUGACCUUACGUUGCUAAUUUGUUUUAAAAUGUAAAAUGUUUUAAGCUUUUUGUCAAAAGUGAUAACAUCCUAUUACAAAUAAACCUUUUUGUGGUUGUAAAAUUUAGCUUAUAAAUCAUUCAAAUUGAAGUGAAAAAACACAGGUCAUUGUUAAUGACAGUCUAUCCUACUCUUACGAAUAUAUGUAUUUUUGUAAAGGAAAAGCACUUGUAGAUAUUUAAUCAGUCCAACAUCUAUCUAUGUUAAUGUUUUGGAAAAAAGAAAACAAAAUGCUGCUUAGAGAAUCACUUACAUAUGUUUUAUUUUUUGUGCUCAAAUGCAAUUUCUGUUGAUUUAUGGAAUGUUUAUUCUGUGUGAAGCUGUAUAGUUAGUGCAGCUGGGCUAAAUGCAUUUCUCACCUUAACCAAGUGUAUCUGGCUAUGAUAAUACAUUGUGUCCAGUCAGAAAGCAAUUGCAAAACACAGGUUUGUGGUGCUGUUUUUCAUCUUUGAUAUUAGCUUCAUCCUGCCUUAUAACUUUUCUACUUCAUAAUAAGUAUAAAAAAUGCUAACCAUUUUUUUGUUCUGCAUGUGUUUCAAUGGACAUUUCAGGGUAUAUCUGUUUAGUUGAUUUUACUAUGUUACUAACAUUUUUAUAAGAUGACAGAAUUUUACAUACAGUAUUUAAUAAACAGUCCCCUGGAUGAAAAAGUGUGCAAGAUUAGUCAAGUUUAAUAGUUACCUUCCUUCAAAGGAAUCUACUGCUGGGUACAUGCAUGGAAUGUAAGUACAUCACUAAAGAUUCUGAGAGUUUGGGCUAAUACUACUUUUUUUUAAAUUCAGAAUAAAUUCACCUCUUGUCAUAAUUUGCAGCUUUUUGAAAUCUGACUUUCAACUGUGUUUUGAUUUAUCAUAAUGCAUUUACACAGUUUCAGGGAAGAAAAAAAAAUAAAGAAUUUUAUUAAAGUAUAGUAAAGAGUGGCAACCAUAUUUGCUUGUGUACAUAUUAGUGUACAAUCCAACAUCUCUUUACUUAUUUCAGUGGGAUUCUACAGGGAUCAACUUCAUGGGUCUGAUGCUCAGUUAAGUUCUUCAGCUUGACCUCAGUUGAGUGACUUUCUAUAAUUAUCCUUGUAGCUGAGACUUGAAAUGAGCCAGGCUUCCCACUUCCUCACCUAAUUUCCUUUCAUGGGUGACUAAUAUUGCUUAAAUUUACUCUUAUUAUAUUAACCUUCUCAUGAGUAAGUUUUGCAAUAAUGAAUGUGUACACUAGCAGUAGAAUUCAUUGGUAGGAACUCAACUGAGUAAAUACUUGUGUCCUUGACAAACCGGGGGAGAAUUUGACUCAGAUUAUGAACAUUUGAAAUGGCAUUCUCUCAUUUAUAUUCAUGCUUUGCAAAGAUCUGCAGUUGAUCAAGAUUUGAUAUGUUUAAUUACAUGAACAGUGCCCAUUUUUAUAAUUUUUGUUAAGAGCUAAUUUCUAUAGUAAUUCAUUAGGGUCAACAUCUCAGGGUCCACAAAGUAGCAGUUUAAAAUCCAUUUGAUCUGAGUGCAAUACCAGUACUGCAAGCUUGUAUCUUUUGAAGAACCAAAUAUGUUGUGUUUUGAAGUACUUUUAAAAAGCACUGUAAAUUUCACCCAGUUUUACCAAAGGAAUGUGAGGAGUUUUUUUAUCUGGAAUCUGAGUGUGGCCCUAGAAAAAGUGAGACACUUAUAAGUGAGUCAGCACUAGUGAUCAAUUUUCCAUUUAGGGACAGGAAGUGCUGUACUUGGGGUUUUCUGGCAAAACCUCGUGCUCGUGCCUCUUGAUGUAGAGUGAAGCCUGUUCAAAUCUGUAUCAACAUUUGUAAGCAAGAUUUAUUUUGAAACAACAGCUCAUGCAAAGCCUGUGAGUGGGCCUCUAGAACUUGUGUAUAAAUGUAUCAGAUAUGUAAUGAUAUUUCUAACAGUGAACUACCUGUAUGGCUCAGUACUGGUGAUGUUAAAUUGCAUGUUCCAUGCUAAUGUCAAGAAGGUUUACAGCACCUUUAUAAUGGUUGAUAACAAAUGACAAUUUGGCCUGACCUGUAUGCUGCAAGAUGCCUCUAGCCCAGUUGGAUUAAUUUUAUGAAAAAUCUAGAUGAGCAAGAAGUAUAACUAAUCUGCUUACUAGCACUGAAUUGCUCCUUUCUCAAAGCAAUAAAUAUAUUCAUGUUGUAACAUCUGUUGUGCAGCCUACAAUACGAGUUGUUUUGUUGCAUUGUUUCUAUAUAAUUUAUUUUGUGCAAUAAAAAAAUCUCUGGUUUUAUCUGA
Molecule: messenger RNA, 10600 nt
Organism: Serinus canaria (Common canary)
Lineage: Eukaryota; Metazoa; Chordata; Aves; Passeriformes; Fringillidae
Gene: PCGF5
Product: polycomb group ring finger 5
Exons: 10
Coding region: 412-1182 (256 amino acids)
Biological process (GO): regulation of transcription by RNA polymerase II
Cellular component (GO): PRC1 complex
Source: RefSeq, a predicted model, not a curated record